Molecule: messenger RNA, 1528 nt
Organism: Tricharina praecox
Lineage: Eukaryota; Fungi; Ascomycota; Pezizomycetes; Pezizales; Pyronemataceae
Exons: 3
Coding region: 1-1263 (420 amino acids)
Cellular component (GO): cytoplasm
Molecular function (GO): oxidoreductase activity, acting on the CH-OH group of donors, NAD or NADP as acceptor
Source: RefSeq, a predicted model, not a curated record
AUGGAAGAACGACACGAGGCAAAGUCUAAAGGCCGGCAUUCCGCAGUGUUUCACGGCCGAUUUUGCCCGUACAACGUCUUGGUCGGAUGGAAACGAUGGAUGAACGAAGAGGAUAGAGCGCCGCCGUACGCAACCGCGCUGCGGACAAAGGAAAUCCACAGUUCCACGGCCCUCAGUAUGACGGCUUCCUCCACUACGCCUACGGGCGAUAUUUCCCUCCCCGCGGACAUGUCCCGCUUGAAGGGCAAAAACAUCCUCAUCACCGGCGGCGCGAGCGGCCUAGGAUUAGCGAUGUUCCGCGAGUUCGCCAGACAUGGGUAUCUCUUCUCCGUCCCCCGUUCCCACGCGGUGUCCCGGCUAAAUUUGUUUACGCGUCGUGACAGCGCCAACGUCGUGAUUGCGGAUUUGAAUGCUGAGAAGGGGAAUAAACUUGUCGAGGGGGUGCGGAAAGACAGCAAUAAUUUGCAUCACUACUUUGUCCUUUGCGACGUGACCUCGUAUGAAGCCCAGCGGCAACUCUUCCGCAGUGCUAUCGAGCUCCUCCCCGGCGGCAUCCUCAACACCGUUGUCGCCAACGCCGGCGUCAGCGAGACCUUCGACGUGACGAAGCCACACACUCCCGUCGACGACGACCCUCCGGAGCCGGACCUCACCACGAUCGACGUCAACCUCAAGGGCGUAAUCUUCACCAGCCGACUAGCGCUGCACCAUCUUCAGCGGAGCCCCACCGGGUCCGAUCGCCACCUCCUCCUGGUGGGAUCCAUGGCGUCGUUCGUGGACACGUGCGGCGUCGUCGCCAUGUAUGCGGCGAGCAAGCACGCGGUCCUCGGCUGGUUCAGGUCUUUGAGGCUGUUCCCCGGCGUGCACAACAAAGGUGUCCGCAUCAACCUGGUGUGUCCGUAUUUUGUCGCGACGCCCAUCAUCCCGAUCAUGGGACGGGUAAUGCUGGCCGGGAUGGAUCUGGCCACGGAGGAGGACGUGGUGGAGGCGACUGGCCGCCUCGUAUCGGACCCGGGUGUGCGCGGGCGGGUGCUCGCGGUGAUGCCGCACAGCGCUGGCGGCAUCAUGGAGAUGGAUGUCGCCGAGAUGAAGCUCGUGGAGCAGUUCUCGAGGCGCGUCAUCAGUGCCCUCGAGGUCGAGGACAAGGUGAAGAGCUGGGUUAGGUUUGCGUGGGGCAUGAUGCACCUCCUGGGUGUCUCGAGGCUUCUGGGAGUGCUCGGUCUGGUGGUCGCCGUUUGCUGGUUGAGGGAUUCGGCCGCAUAGUAUACGGCCUGCCAGCAGAGGAGGAUAUAGAUCAUAGUUAUCAUAAUAUGUAGCCGCCACUUACUUACAGGCGACAAAGUAAUUGGGCGAUGAAGAGCGAUAUAAUACCCCAUGUCUCUCUCCUUGUUCGGUCUCCAGGAUUGGUGGUGGGUCAACGUAUGCCCAAGGGCUUUCGUUGGUAUCGGGUAUCAAAGCUCGUCGAUAUCCCGUCGAUACCCUCUGCCCCAUGAGUACCCACACACUGGGCUGUGCAUAUUUAGCGACC